This is a messenger RNA of Dermacentor andersoni, 4862 nucleotides long. RefSeq names its product nose resistant to fluoxetine protein 6-like. Lineage: Eukaryota; Metazoa; Arthropoda; Arachnida; Ixodida; Ixodidae. The record is from RefSeq and is a predicted model, not a curated record. Gene Ontology annotation, molecular function: acyltransferase activity, transferring groups other than amino-acyl groups.
UUUUUUAUUCUAUUUGCGUUGCACGCAGUUUCUGCCAGAAACGAUGAGCGCUGUCGUUUGGCGCGGCCAGAGUAUGUAUGUACGCUGCAGCUGACGCCACGUCCAGGUGACCGACUAUAACGGCCCGCGCCGCCCUGUGGCCUGAUUUCGCGCUCCUGAAGGCAUCCCGCCAUUGGCUGCAGGUCGGCAACGGACGACGGCGGCCAUCGGCACGGCAGAAAGGGAGAGCCCGGGCGUCUUCUGUGAUGCCGUUCUUCGCCGCCGCAGUGGACCGCGCGCGGAAAAAGCCUUCGUCGUACACUGGUUUUCUCCCGCCUUCCCCUCCCACCGCGACGCGGUCGCCACUUUCUGGGGGCUCCCCGCGAAAGUUGAACGAGACUCCUCGGCGCGCAUCCUCCAGGGACGAUUGCUCUUCGCGAAGGUCCGCACGUUCUCCCAGCGCUUGAGCGGGCAUGAACCGACGGUCGCCACAGCCCCAGCGGCCGCGCCGACGUCGCGCUGGCGUGACCGUCAACGGUGCCACGGCCGGCGGCGUCUUCGUUGUCUGCGUCAUCUUCGCGGUCGCCAGCUGCUGCGCCGGGGUCACGCUAGCCGAGGAAAACGGGACUCUAUUGGGAGAUGGAACGGAGACCUCGGCUUUCGUGGACGACGGCAGCACGGCGACAAAUGAUUUCGCCGACUACGCCAUGCCGCCUCCCAAGCUGACCUGGGAAGGAUUUAUGCACAACAUGACUACCAGCUUCGGGACCGUGCUGCACAAAAUCUUUCCGCUCAUGGUCAGGGCCAGCUCGGAAGUGGAAGUCGGGCCCGAGUGCAUGGCCAGCUACUUCAAGCUCUUCCUUGGACUCCGGAAACUCAAAGGCUGGGCCGUCAGACUGGUGGACGCGACCGGCAAGCCAGCCGAUGGCCUUCUGGAGGGCACAUUGGCCUUCGUUGGCGCCUUCGACGAAUGCCUGGAUACGGUCGUCUGGGACGAGCAGGACAGCUCGCGGCUCCUGUUCCAAGGUCGCUACUGCACCGCCCAGGUGGCGCCUAAGUUCACUCUCCGGGACCUGUUCCACAACGAGUCGCAAGCCCACAAGGAGCUGGCUACGUACCUGCCGAAGAAGGCCAUGCUGAAAAAUGCGCUGCGCAUUCCAGGGAACCAUGUGAUUUUUCGGGUCGGCCUCUGCGUUCCUUCAACAUGUUCCAAGGACGACAUUGAACGAAUGGUAAAAUACACCGUGAAACACAUGGACAUGAAAGCCGAGGUGACCGAGUGUUUACAGAAGGAGAAAAAGCCGCUGUCUGUUAUCCAGAUUACUGUCAUCACUUUACUUGCCGCUUUCCUGUCGCUGACGAUCAUAGGCACCGUUACGGACAUCACACUCAAGGAGCGACGUCAUCCCAAGGCACCGGCUUCCGAGAAACAUGGCAGGUCCCUGGAGGCACUGCUCUGCUUCUCGGCGUACAGCAAUGCGCGCAAGCUGUUUGCGCCGGAGAACAAGCCGGACAGCCUGCGGGCGCUCCACGGCAUACGCUUCUUGUCCAUGACGUGGAUCAUCUUCGGCCACAGCUACUUCUUCAUCGAGCACGUGCAGCCGUUCCGCGGGCUUUUCAACGGCCACGAGAUGUACUCGGAAAAUUUCUUCUUCUCCGGAGUCAUCAACUUCACGCUGGCCGUGGACUCAUUCUUUUUCAUUAGUGGUUUGCUCGUCGUUUACACCAACUGGAAAGAGCUCACGGAGUCCAACGGCCGCCUCAAUGUAAUCAGAUUCCUGUUCAACAAGUAUUGGAGGAUGAUGCCGCCUCUUCUUCUAUCCCUUGGCCUGCUGUUCCUGAUGCCCGUACUGGGAGACGGACCUUUCUGGAACGACAUCAUGGGUACCGAGAUAAGACUCUGCGAGCAGUCCUGGUGGUCAAAUCUUCUCCUCGUCAACAACUUCUGGGAGUCCAAGAAGAUGUGUCUCGUCGCCACGUGGUACCUGGCGUGCAACUUCCAGUUUUUCAUCCUCUCUAUUUUCAUCCUUAUACCAUUAUACAAUUGGCCCAUCGUGGGGCUGAGUGCAACUUUCUUGCUGCUGCUGGCCGGGAGCAUCGUAUCCGGCGUGAUCACGUUCAUGGCCGAUCUUCCGCCGGGCCUCAUAUUCUACCCGGACCUCGACACUGUGUCUAACCUGGUGACCUACGUGUACCACAAGCCUUACAACCAUAUUGGCCCCUACUGUGUCGGCGUAUUUCUGGGAUACGUCAUUGUGAGACAUCGAGACAUCAAACUCAAGCCGCUCACGCAGGUGAUUGGAUGGUGCACAUCAUUCUCGGUCGGCGUGGCCGUGCUGUGGGCAGCUUACCGCUGGAACGCCGAGCUGCCCAGCCCUCCGGUAGCCGCGCUGUACGCCGCCACGCAUCGCGUCGCCUGGUGCAUCGCGCUCGCCUGGCUCACCUUCGCCUGCGUCGCGGGACACGGAGGCUUCCUGGACUCGCUGUUAUCGUGGCCGCCGUUCAACGCACUGGGUAACCUGGCCUUCAUGGCAUACCUGAUGCAUCCGCUGGUCAUCCUCUACCACUCCAGCAGGACCAGGGACCUCAUCUAUUAUAGUCAGUACGAGAAGGUGUACGCCUUCUGCGGCCACUUCCUCGUCACGCUGGUGUUGUCGACGUUCUUCUACGUGGUCGUCGAGAUGCCGUUCACCCGGCUAGGAGCGAUGCUGCUCCGGACUCCCGUCUUCCGCAAACCGUCGCGGCGCUCGGGCGCUGUCGGCGGCGAGAGCGGCGCGGGGGUGCGCAGGCGGCCGGCCUCGACCAUCGUGGCCGACAUCACUCGCGGCAUGGCGCCGCUGGCCUUCAUCAAGGCCAGGGCCCACGGCACCGCGAGGCGCAGCGGUUCCGCGCAGGCCGCCGAGCUCAGCACCGACGGCGGCAGGCCCACCAACGGCCGCUUCCGCAAGACCGGAGACUCGAGCCACCUAUGAUGAGCACGACGGGGGCCGAGGCCCUCGUUGUGGCACGACGAACGGUCGGCGGCACAUCCGGUGGCGCCCUUCUCCGUGGAGGAGUGCAGAACGCGGAUAAUGUCAUGUGGUUUGCGGGCCAGAUUGCGAAAAUGGGGACAUUGGUAAAGCUUUGGCCGUCACGCUCCUACACGUAGCUGACACGAGAGUCUGCCUUUACGCCGAGUUCAACUCUCAAAUUGCUUAAACCAUUGGGCUGGUUGUUUUCUGAAUGGUAAAAAAACAAAAACGAAAUGCUCAAUUUCCGGGGAAGGGAAGGUGAAAUUGACUGCAAACGGAAUUAGAUAUGAAUUCAGUUUCGUGGUGGCGGUGCCUUCGGGAUGCAAAUGAGUGCCAAGUGGUGGCUCAUUCUCUACGAGAAAUACAUCGUGGCAUAUGACUCUAGGGCAUUUGUUUAACAAAAAUGCUCUGUAUCGCAGGCUUCUGUACUAGACAUUGGAUAUGCGCAUUAUGCCUUUCUUUUUCUUUGAGUGCUAGAGUUUAUCCUUGUCUAUACAGCGAUAUGUUAUUGAACGUGAAACUGGACACUCCUUCCUAUGCACGGGCAUGAGAAAUCCGGGUUCCGUCGUAUUCAAGAAGCUGUUCGUGAGCUUGUUACUAACCGUCAUGGCUGUUUCACUGGCAGAAGAGACCGCGAACUAGAUUAUGGUUAUGGAGCUCGCCAAUGACAAACAUUUAUUUACGAACUAAAUGCUUUGUGAAGCCGGCGCCACGUAGUCUAAAGAGCUUAGAGAGUCCAUGUAGUCUCUCUUUUCACCCACACGGAUGGUUUAAGGGAUCGCAUAGAGCGCAGUAUUCUUUGUGAUCGGCGCCUUAAGCGGUUGAUAUAGUUGCUCGGCACAUGUGAGGGUAUACUUGGCUGAGUUAAAUGGGGGUUUCGUCCUAUAUUCGUUGGUUUCUCGAAAGGGUCAAACUGCUCUUCAAACCUCUUGCUGUGGAAGUCUAACUGACCAUCUUUUAUCCAAACCGCCAUCUGUCGCAUAUUUCUUCAUUCACGAUUACAUUUUAAUCCAAUUUGGUAUAAAACAUACGAAGUUCAUAACACUUCCAAGUCCGCUGGUGCGGCACGCGUCCUUCCGCCUUGUGACCAGUACUUUGCGGGUACUUGCCGCCGCUUGCACAUACCUUCUGUCUUUAGUGGAAGAAGAGGUGUUACACAUUUGUAGUCACCCCUUAGGGCAGCCGUUGUGCGGUCGCCAUUUCAUCCUAACGUAACCGAAAGCGGUGCGUGCAGUCAAAAAGCCCCUUGAGGGGUUUCAGGGGUUUAAUAUCACACCGAACAUCGCUGUGAGAGAUGUUCUGUGCUAGUGUCUCUGGCACUUAUUACUACACAGGGUCUGUACGUUAUUGACGAAUUCGAUGAAUUCCUUUCGUUAUCAUUUAUCUCUGACGAAGUUCUCUUAUAUUUAGUUCAGUGUGCGUUUAUCUGGCGUCGUUGCUAGACUGGAACAGUGUGCAUGCGGAUAAUCUCCGAUGUUUAGUCUAAUGUGUGCCACUUUUACAACGUUGCCGGAGCAAUAACAUUUCUAGUUAACAAGAUUACUAAGCAUUAUAGAUAUUUGUGUAUAAGAUAGCUGCUUCAGUAAUAGGCAGGUGCAAAACAAAAAGAAAGCUAUAUCCGCACAAUCAUGCUAAGGAAGAUAAACGUGUGCGGUUCAUUAAUACAAUAAUUAAAUAUUUCACGCCUGUGUAGUGCGUGGUAAAAAUGGAUUUGACCCUAUAUUAUAUAAUGCUAGCCAUGCAUGAUACAAGUUUCGAGCUUUUGCAGAAUGAUGGCGCCACAGUAUUUCCUUCCAGUUUUUUUUUUUAAUGGAAACAUUUAUGUUCGUUUUAUGUUUGUGAUCUUUCUGUGAAUAAAUGUUUUGUUCUAUA